Gymnodraco acuticeps is the source of this 10927-nucleotide messenger RNA. Its product is annotated as supervillin-like. Gene Ontology annotation, molecular function: actin filament binding; phosphatidylinositol-4,5-bisphosphate binding. Gene Ontology annotation, biological process: barbed-end actin filament capping; actin polymerization or depolymerization; actin filament severing. NCBI's taxonomy places the organism in Eukaryota, Metazoa, Chordata, Actinopteri, Perciformes, Bathydraconidae. The record is from RefSeq and is a predicted model, not a curated record. Gene Ontology annotation, cellular component: cytoplasm; actin cytoskeleton.
CAUUCAUCUCCAGCUGUCCCUCCAUCACAGCUGUCUCAGUUUCCAAGCCAUACCAUUCAGCAAAGACCCCGGUGUUGAAGCACGGGAGCCCCUGCAGAGCCUGGCCCUCACUGUGCUUCUGGAUUGUACUUUAACAGCUGAUUCGAUCCCCCUGCACUGUGAGCCCGACGCUUCCUGGCUAUUUAUGGCAGAUGCCCGUGUAUUGAGGCCGCUGUCUUCAGCCCAUACAUGGUUGCUGUGGGAUGAGGUUACCACGCCGAUUUUGGCCCGCACUCUUCAAACCCCUUGGAAGCAGUGUUGUUUCACGUCUCACCGUCAGUCCAAGUAUCAGACCAGGAUCACAAACCUGGUUUACAACAGAGCUGGUGGGAAAGCACCCGGCUAUAUUUGUCAGCUGCUGAGAUUGGACCCGCUUCAUGGUGGAUGACUUUGGAUCCUCUGGUUCGGUUUACCUGCUCACACCUCCGCCUCCCGCCUCCUCAGCACCUGCUCUGCUCUCAAUAAGGAACUAGUGAGACCCUCUGUUUGGUGGUUUCAAACCCCCGAAUUCAACUGCCUGGAUAAUUGGAAUUUCUCUCGGUCCUUUAGUAUUGGAGCUAAAGCAUUAAUUAGGAUCCACAGCUCGUCCCAAGCUGUGCAGCUCAGCCUCUUUGCCAACAGAGGCCUUAAGUUUUCAGAGUGACUUCUCCUUGGAGGAAAAGACCGCCCUGGUCAAGAGCGUUUCAGAUACAGAUGCCAAACUUCUGUUUGUCCUCCCCAAGGUUUCAGAGUUGAAGAAAUACUUUGAGGGACCUGUCCCAGAAGAUUUGGGAAUGAACAGGAAGGAGAGGAUAGCUCGGCGUCUGGAGGGGAUGGAGAGCGAUGCUCCGCCUGCGCUGGUGCCCGGUGGUUUGGUAGCCAACAGGAUGCUGGGGGAGGACUCCCCGCGGUACACCCGUGCCUCAGACCCCUGUGAGCCUUGUGUGAUGGUGAGACGCUACAGUCGAGAAGAGCUGGAGGCGCCCCAGAAGCAGCUUUCAUCUCAGGACAGAUCCCCUCAGAUCAAAGGCGGUGUUGGCAGCAGCCGCCCCGACCCCAUGUUGGUGUACGUUGACCCAGUGUCGCUAUCCACCUCUUCUACACCCACAUCUGGACCCGCUGACCCCUCCAGUCUCAGCUCCAAGGCUGAACGCAUCGCCCGCUACAAAGCCGAGCGCCGCCGGCAGCUUUCAGAGCGGUAUGGCAUUCUCCUGGAUCAGGAGGCGGACGUCGACUUCACACCUCGCCACCGGUCCCGCCGUGAUACGGACACCCCUGACCGACAAACAGCUGCAAGGCGAGAAAGAGACAGACAGGAAGCUGAGGAACAAGGACGAGAUCCCAGGGUGCCAUACCGCUCCGGAGUGGGUAGGGUUUACAUGAGGAAUCAGCCGGACCCCGCCCCUGUUUCCAGCCCCAGCCCCGCCCACUCAAACCAAGCCCCUCCCAAGACACAGGAAAGGCAGCGGAGGUUUUCUGAUCGGGAAAGGGCGAUGAACAUGGAGAACUACCGACGUGGUGGGGCUCAAGAGCGCUCAAUCGCUCCUUUAACGAGAACCCAGGAGCAGCCUCAUCCCCAGCACCAGCAGGACCCCGCCCACCAGGAGCCAAGCCCCGCCUCCAGCCGGGAUUACAGCAUCGCGGCGGUGCCCAGCUCCGCUCGCACCGCCCGCCGGGCCUCGCUGCCCUCCAACCGCUACGGCAUCUCACCUGGGGAUUUAUUCAUAGAGCAGCAGGCCCAGAGCAUCCUCAACAGGCAGGGAAUCCGCGUAAGGGAACGCUUGUCCAGGGAUGAAACAGUCCAGAAGCCCCCUGACUGGAGUCCAGACAGACACCAGGGUAACAGACACCAUACUCAGGGGAACACUGCUCAGUAUACGCCACAACGAUCAGAACUCCCCCAGCAAAGGACUGCUCCCCAUCCUCAGCCCAGCCCAGGCCAAACAGCCCAUCCUGAGUACCAACAUUCUGGUCCUGCUGUUGACUCUCAGCCUUAUUUGGCCAUCCCUGCCCCAGUGGCCACUGCCAAACUUCCUGGACCCCCCGAGGUACUACCACGAAGAAGAGUGAGUGCUGACCAAAUCCAUGCCGCCCAUAGGGGGGCAAGAAUGGAGGCCAGGCAGGCACUGAAGGAAGAGGCCCACACAGAGGGUCUGCUGAAGAGCAGGAAAGCCGUUUUGCCAUCUGAGAUCCGCCGAAGGGAAAAGAGUGUGGAUGAUACUCAAAGUGGCCCGCAUGAAGAGAUGGACUGGCAAACAUACAGCCCAGAACAGAGGAGGAUGAGUCGAGGCGAGGAAGACUGGGACCAUGAGACACCAAGGGAGAGGGGGAGGGAGAGAAAUGUUGAGAGGAUCAGAGAGAGAGGGAGUGAUGAUGGCCAACAGGAGAGAUUGUUUCGAUCCCAGCCUCCCCACAUUUCUGCAAGCCAGCAGCCCAGGCAGCAUCAGUCCACAGAGCCUGUGUACCAUCAAGAGCCCCAAUUUCAGCAGCAAGAACCCCCAACACAACCACUGUAUGAACCUAGAAAGAGAAAACCUGUGGCUCAAGUUCAACAGCAAGAGCCCCAACUUCAGCAGCAAGAACCCCCAACACAACCACUGUAUGAACCUAGAAAGAGAAAACCUGUGGCUCAAGUUCAACAGCAAGAGCCCCAACUUCAGCAGCAAGAACCCCCAACACAACCACUGUAUGAACCUAGAAAGAGAAAACCUGUGGCUCAAGUUCAACAGCAAGAGCCCCAACUUCAGCAGCAAGAACCCCCAACACAACCACUGUAUGAACCUAGAAAGAGACAGCCUUUGGCUCAAGUUCAACAGCAAGAGCCCCAACUUCAGCAGCAAGAACCCCCAACACAACCACUGUAUGAACCUAGAAAGAGAAAACCUGUGGCUCAAGUUCAACAGCAAGAGCCCCAACUUCAGCAGCAAGAACCCCCAACACAACCCCAGUAUGAACCUAGAAAGAGACAGCCUUUGGCUCAAGUUCAACAGCAAGAGCCCCAAGUUCAGCAGCAAGAACCCCCAACACAACCACUGUAUGAACCUAGAAAGAGACAGCCUUUGGCUCAAGUUCAACAGCAAGAGCCCCAACUUCAGCAGCAAGAACCCCCAACACAACCACAGUAUGAACCUAGAAAGAGACAGCCUUUGGCUCAAGUUCAACAGCAAGAGCCCCAACUUCAGCAGCAAGAACCCCCAACACAACCCCAGUAUGAACCUAGAAAGAGACAGCCUUUGGCUCAAGUUCAACAGCAAGAGCCCCAACUUCAGCAGCAAGAACCCCCAACACAACCCCAGUAUGAACCUAGAAAGAGACAGCCUUUGGCUCAAGUUCAACAGCAAGAGCCCCAACUUCAGCAGCAAGAACCCCCAACACAACCACUGUAUGAACCUAGAAAGAGACAGCCUUUGGCUCAAGUUCAACAGCAAGAGCCCCAACUUCAGCAGCAAGAACCCCCAACACAACCCCAGUUUGAAACCAGAAAGAGAGAACCUGAUCCUCAAAUGCAGCAUCAGUACGACCACUUGAGACAGCCACAAGAUCCUCAAGUUCAGCAUCAGUACGAACGUUUGAGACAACCACAAGACCCUCAAAUGCAGCAUCAGGACGAUCGUUUGAGACAACCACAAGAUCCUCAAAUGCAGCUUCAGGAUGAUUGUUUGAGACAGCAACAAGAUCCUCAAGUUCAGCAUCAGUACGAACGUUUGAGACAACCACAAGAUCCUCAAGUUCAGCAUCAGUACGAACGUAUGAGACAACCACAAGAUCCUCAAGUUCAGCAUCAAUACGAACGUUUGAGACAACCACAAGAUCCUCAAGUUCAGCAUCAGUACGAACGUUUGAGACAACCACAAGAUCCUCAAAUGCAGCUUCAGGAUGAUCGUUUGAGACAGCAACAAGAUCCUCAAGUUCAGCAUCAGUACGAACGUUUGAGACAACCACAAGAUCCUCAAAUGCAGCAUCGGGAUGACCACCCGAGGCGGUCACAAGAUCCUCAAAGACAACAGCCGCUUCAAAGAAAACCAGAUUCUGAGCUUCAGAGAAAAGAUCCUCCAAAUCCGCAGCAAGACUCUCGCAGAAAUGAACAAGAGCCCAAACUAGACAAAGACGUUGAGCCUCAGAGGCAGCAGCAGCAGCUAGAUCUUCCAGGGAACCAGAGGUUUGACUCAGCCAUCUACGUCCAGCAGGGCUCCUCGUUGCCUCAGGCCAAACACAGAAGCGUGGAGAUGAGCGGAGGGCCCAAACCAAAGACACGAACCCGCUCCAUGUCAGAUAUAGGUAUAAGUCAGCAUUCUAACACGUACCGCAUGGAGAGGGCAGCGGCCAGUCGAGAAGCUUUGAGGGCCGUCCCUCCACCGGUGAUGGCUAACGGGGAGAUGGGCAGCCUGGACACCAGAGUGUCGGUAGCACAGCUGCGACACUCCUACCUGGAGAACGCCAACCGGAAACCUGAGUUCGAGACUACUAAAGUCGAUCUGUCAGCAGUGGAGGUAGAGCCGGUUAUCAGCGCUGAUCGGGAAAGGGGUGCUCGGAAACCUCGUCGCUACAUCACUCCAGGAGACAGUCGCAUGUCGGAGAGGUUUAGGACGCAGCCCAUUACCUCUGCAGAGCGGCUGGAGUCAGAUAGGUCCCGUCUCAGCCCUUCACAGCUACAAGAUGCAGAAGCUGGAGAAACUCUGGAUGACAGAGCCAAGAUGAGUGUGGCUGCCAAGAGAUCCCUCUUCAGGGAGCUGGAAAGGACAUCAGAUGUUCCCAAACCGCGCUCCAGAAACGCUGCCGUAGAGCGCCGCCUGAGGAGGGUUCAGGAUCGGUCGCACACACAACCCGUCACCGACAAGGAGGUGGUCAAUGCUUCAAGUGAUCCUGCCACAUCGUCACAACCUCUGAGCCCCCACACUAACGCCGCUCGCGUCCCCAGCCCCACUGCAGUCAGCACCAAUGUGACCAGCAUCAGCAUCAAGGCCUCCUCCCAGCCCGGCUCAGCGGUCCAGGAUCAGGGUCCAGAGCCCAAAGAGCCCCAGGAGAACCAGAAACCAACUCCAGCUCCCGGUGCCGGGGGGGAGGGCGAUGGCCACGAGUUUUUCUCUAACGAGCCGGACCUGUCCACCCUCACCUUGGCAGAGAAGAUGGCCCUCUUCAAUCGCCUCGCUCAUCAAACAGCAAAGAGCCCUGAGGCCCGAGGGGACACCCGCCAGCGCAGGGCCAACGCCCGCUUUCAGACUCAACCCAUCACCCAGGGAGAAGUGGAGCAGGAAGCUGAUCCUCCAGUCACCUCUGAGGUGUGUAACGGUGACUUAAAGACCAUGAAGGGACAACAUCUGAAAACCGGAGGUGAGAUCAAACUGGAGCCUCUGUCUGCGUCCCUAGUUCGCUCCGUGGCAGCCGUCGCCUCCCAAGCCUCCGUCGCCACAGUAACCGGCAGCGGAGACAACGACGACAACCUCCGUCCAGGGAAGUCCACGGCGGUCCCUUACAUCCCUGCCCAACAACAGGCGACCUGCAACACUAGCAGCCACCAGGAGAGGGCGUUGAGGUAUUUCUCCAUGACCCAGAGCGGGGACCCCGGCCACCCCGAGCCCGAUUUCAACGCCUCCCCUCUCCCCCCUGAGAGCCGGCAGAGAGUGGGGGCUCCUCUGGCUCCCACAUCCUCUGUCAGUCACAGGGAGGCGCUGGAGGAGGAGGAGGAGGUCAGGGGGAGACAGCAGGGAGGAGGAGCCAGAGAAGACGGCAGCGUUAAGGGAAAGCAGGACACCGGGCAGCAUCCCCAGCCUCACUCUUCAGACUCCUCUUUGUGGAGGGCAGAGUCAGAGCCCCUGCCCAGCCGGAGAGCCGCAGACAGAGGACACUCCCAGGAGAGCAGGGAGAGAGCGGAGGGGGGAGGAAGAGGAAGAGGAGGGUACCUGAGAGAGGCAGCUCACAGCUCCUCCACACAGGAGCAGGAGAGGAGCGGCGGCCGGAGCCAGCCAGGCAUCUCAGAUUUGCCCGAUCAUCCCGCUCCCCUGAAGCCACUGAUCGCUAAAGUCUCAUCCAGGGCAGUGUCUCACGUCUCAAGCAGCCAGCAGCAAACCCAGCCUCCAACUCUUCCUAAAACGUUCACGCAGCAACAGCCUCCUCCAACACCCCCCAAACCUGUGGUCACCAUCCAGUCGCAGCCCCCCCCAACGCUCCCCAAAACCAUCACUCAGUCCCCACAAACGCUCCCCAAAACCAUCACUCAGUCCCCACCAACGCUCCCCAAAACCAUCACUCAGUCCCCACCAACACUCCCCAAAACCAUCACUCAGUCCCCACCAACUCUCCCCAAAACCAUCACUCAGUCCCCACAAACGCAGCCCAAAACCAUCACUCAGUCCCCACAAACGCAGCCCAAAACCAUCACUCAGUCCCCACAAACGCAGCCCAAAACCAUCACUCAGUCCCCACAAACGCAGCCCAAAACCAUCACUCAGUCCCCACAAACGCAGCCCAAAACCAUCACUCAGUCCCCACAAACGCAGCCCAAACCUCCAGGAUUCGUCCAGCCUCUCCCCAAGCCUUACGCUCAGACAGCCACCAAACCCCAGGUGCCUCCUCAGAUGCCCCCCAAACCCCAGUCCUUCCCCCAGGCGCUGGUCAAGUCCCAGUCCCUCCCCCUGGACCACCGUGAGGACUUUGACAGGCUCAGCGACUACUCUGGAGAUCUGCUGUCCCCCACAGAGUCUGGAGAGCUGCUUUCUGAAAGCAUGUCCGCCAAACAGAUGUCCAUCAGGGAGAGAGUGGCACUGCUGAAGAAGAGUGGUGAAGAUGACUGGAGGAACAGGAUCAACAACAAGCAGGAAGUGGUUAAAGUGGCGACCACCGAGCAGCAGACUCAGCUGUGGGAGUCAGAGCAGACGAGCGAGAGGAAGGAGGAAGGGGUGGUCGUUCAAGAAUACUCCGCUGUGUCUGUGUCUGAGCAGCUGUGGGAACCUGUCUUCUCUUCCACCUUUUCUCCUACUAUAUCCCUCGGUCAAAAGUGUCAGUACAUUGACCAUCAUAGUCAGAAGGUGGGAGAGGACAUCGAGGCCAAGAUGUCCAUUGAGGAGAGAAAACAGAUGAUUUCUGUUCGAGAGGAUGCCUGGAAGACUAAGGGCAAAGGAGCAGCCAACGACUCCAUCCAGUACACCGUCGCCUCUCGAAUGGUCAAGAAAGGCCUGGCAGCCACGUCCUCAGUUAUCAGUCCCAUCCUGUCACCGGUCUCCACCAAACUCAAGAGCAGCGUGCCGGCUGUCAACAAACCACAAGAGGAAAUUGAGGCCAGACCAGACAUGGAAACGGAUAAGAAACUUGACAAGUUGGAGAGCUUCUUGGGACGCCUGAAUAGCAAAGUGGCCGGACUGCAGGAAACCACCAUCACAGUCACAGAGAUGGCAGUGAAGGAAGUGAUGAAGCUGGAUGACGAGAUCUUCUCCAAGUUCUACAGACGCGUCGCCGAAUUCCCACGCAUGCCCACUAGGAUCGAGAUCAGUGAGGACUUUGACGCCAUCUUUGGCUCUCAGGGUCCAAAGUUGACGUCGGCCAUGGUGCAGCACAAGCGCUCGGUGCGUCCGUCCAGGAACGUGCAGGCGUCCAGAAACCCAGUGAAGAUGCUGGCGGCCAGGAAGGACAUCAGACACGAGUACACGGAGCAGAGGCUGAACGUGGCUCAGCUGGAGAGCAAGAGGAUGAAGGCGGAGAAGAGCGAGCGUAAACGAGAAGCCGAAGUUAAUAAAUCCUCUGAGUACUCGGAGGCUGCUCUGGCGGGUUUGGCCAGUAAAGAAAACUUCAGCAGCGUGAGUCUGCGCAGCGUCAACAUCUCCGAGCAGAUGUCCAACAACAGCGCCGUGCCGUACAAGAACCUCAUGCUGAUGCAGCUCAAAGGUCGUCGUCACAUUCAGACCAGAUUAGUGGAGCCCAGAGCCUCAUCGCUGAACAGCGGCGACUGCUUCCUGUUGGUCACUCCAGAUCACUGCUUCGUCUGGAUCGGAGAGUUCUCAAACGUUAUCGAGAAGUCGAAGGCGAAAGAUAUGGCCACCUUCAUCCAGACGAAGAAGGACAUGGGCUGCAGGGCGGUCCAGGUGCUGACCAUCGAGGAAGCAGCCAACCCUCAGGCUGCAGAGGCCCAGCAGUUCUGGACCGUCCUCGGAGGACAGACCGCCUACCAACCGGCCGGUCCACCAGAGGAAGAUGAGCAGUUUGAGAAUGCCAUUGUAGAAACAAACUGCAUCUUCAGACUGCUGGACGACAAACUGGUUCCUGACGAUGAAGAGUGGGGGAAGGUCCCUCGCAGCUCUCUGCUGGCCGCCAAGGAGGUGUUGGUGUUUGACUUCGGCAGUGAGGUGUACGUGUGGCACGGUAAAGAGGUGACUCUGGCUCAGAGGAAGGUCGCCUUCCAGCUCGCCAAACACCUCUGGAACGGGACGUUUGACUACACCUGCUGCGACGUCAACCCGCUGGACCCCGGGGGCUGCAACACACUCAUACCCAGGAAGGGCCAGGGCCGUCCUGAUUGGGCGGUAUUCGGCCGGCUGACAGAGCACAACGAGACCAUCUUGUUCAAGGAGAAGUUUGUGGACUGGACUGAAGCAAAGUCGCCGACACCAAAGGAAGGAGGCGGAGAGAUCGUACCUGAGCAGAAGGAGGCCCAGGGGCGAGAGUGCCGGCCUUACGACGCCACCCUGAUGCUCCCCGUCCUCGAGACGUCCAUCUCCACCAUCGUAGACGGGACGAAUGUGGGACGCGGCCACGGCCCGGUGGAGACGGAGGACCACAUGAGGAUUCAGGAGAUCACCACGGCCUCUGUGGACGUCUGGCACAUCCUGGAGUUCGACUACAGCCGCCUGCCACGCCAGAGCAUCGGCCAGUUCCACGAGGGAGACGCCUACGUGGUGAAGUGGAAGUACAUGGUCAACACCUCAGUGGGUCGCCGGCAGAACCCGGAGGUGAGGAGCAGCGGGCCGGGGAAGGAGCGAUGCUGCUACUUCUUCUGGCAGGGCCAAAACUCCACCGUCAGCGAGAAAGGGACGUCGGCGCUGAUGACGGUGGAGCUGGACGAGGAGAGAGGAGCGCAGGUCCAGGUGCAGCAGGGGAAAGAGCCUCCAUGUUUCCUUCAGUGCUUCAACGGAGGGAUGAUCGUCCACGCUGGCAAGAGGGAGGAGGAGGAGGAGAACAAUCAGAGCGAUUGGCGUCUGUACUGCGUGCGGGGCGAGGUGCCGGUGGAGGGCCACCUGCUGGAGGUGGCGAGUCACUGCAGCUCUCUGCGCUCCAGAGCCUCCAUGAUCCUGCUCAACAUCAACAAGGCCAUCAUCUACCUGUGGCACGGCUGCAAGACGCAGCUGCACACCCGCAGCGUGGGGAGCACGGCCGCUCACAAGAUCAAAGAACAGUGUCCUCUGGAGGCGGGGCUUCACAGCAGCAGCAAGGUGACGAUCCAUGAGUGUGACGAGGGGGCGGAGCCUCAGGGCUUCUGGGAGGCUCUGAGGAGAAAAGACAGGAAGGCCUACGACUGCAUGCUGCAAGACCCGGGUAAAUUCAACUUCACCCCGAGGCUUUUCCAGCUGAGCAGCACAUCUGGAGAGUUUGUGGCGAAUGAGUUCUUCCACCUGUCCAGAGCUCCAGAGCUGGUCAGCUCCCUGCCCUUCCUGCAGGAAGACCUGUACAACGCUCCACAGCAACCUGCGCUGUUCCUGGUGGAUAACCUCCACGAGGUGUACCUGUGGCAGGGCUGGUGGCCGCAGGACAGCGAGAGCACCGGCUCGGCUCGUUUCCGUUGGGAUGCCGACAGAAAGUGCGCCAUGGAGACGGUGCUGCAGUACUGCAAAGAGAAGAACGAGAAGAAGCCUCAGAAGUCGUAUCUGAUCCACGCCGGACUGGAGCCGCUCACCUUCACCAACAUGUUCCCCAGCUGGGAGCACCGAGAGGAUGUGGCCGAGAUCACAGAGAGGGAGGCGGAGGUGUGUCACCAGAUCAUCCUGGUGGAGGACGUGUUGGCGCGGCUCUGUCAGAACACCUUCCCCCUCGCCCAGCUGCAGGCCCGGCCCCUCCCUGAAGGAGUGGACCCCCUCCGGCUGGAGAUAUACCUCUCGGACCAGGACUUUGAGAAGGCUUUGGAGAUGAAGAGAGAGGAAUAUGAAAGUUUACCAGGGUGGAAGCAAGUGAACAUAAAGAAGGCCAGAGGAUUAUUUUAAGAAAGUUUUUUAAAUCAAAGAUGGAAGCAGCGGAUAAAAACUGGCCCGUUGAGAUGGAGACGGAGACGGAGACACAGGAAAUGUCACAUGAACCUGUUUUGAUGGAAACACGAGAGGACAUUGGGAUGGAAAGUACCGGAAUCUGAAGAACACAAAGGCCGACACUCGCCUUGCUUAUAGUCAUGUUUCACCUUUAAACUUUGUCAUUACGUAACAGAAAUUCAUUUUAAGAGAAAGUGGAAAAAUAAACGUUGCUUCGGUUCAUGCACGGUGUUUUGGAGUCCCCUCCAAAGUCAGGAUUUAAGAAUGAAAAUGUGCACAUAGUACGCUUGGUGUCAGAGUGCCAUGCUGUGUAUGUAUGUGUGUGUGCGGCUGUAUAUAAUGUUUGUGUGUAAUGUGUGUUUGUGUACGUGUGUAAAAACAAAUCCCGUCACGUCAGAUGUUGUGGGUAAAGGUUGUUUUCUUUCUUUUCUGUCCGGAUGCUGUCUGACCACGUAGGAUCUCAAGUUGCUCCAUUGUGUUAAAACUGCUGAGUCGUGACCCACCGAGAUGUCAGAGUUGUAAUUUUAAAGGUUUGACGAGGAAGAGAAACAGCAGCUCUGAAUGUAUAGUGCCUUGCUUUUUGUGUACAGUUUAUAUACAGAAAUUCUAGUCUGCAUUUUUAAAGACUUUCUUUGUGAUAUAAGACAUAGUGAAUUAAAUCACAAUAAUGAUCAACUCGAAAA